Molecule: messenger RNA, 1606 nt
Organism: Cuculus canorus (common cuckoo)
Lineage: Eukaryota; Metazoa; Chordata; Aves; Cuculiformes; Cuculidae
Gene: SLC39A7
Product: solute carrier family 39 member 7
Exons: 8
Coding region: 142-1593 (483 amino acids)
Biological process (GO): zinc ion transmembrane transport; intracellular zinc ion homeostasis
Cellular component (GO): membrane
Molecular function (GO): zinc ion transmembrane transporter activity
Source: RefSeq, a predicted model, not a curated record
CGCCGGCACCUUCACCCACUUCCGCUCUCCCGCUUCCGCCGAGAUCUCGCGCGAUUUUCGGGGCGGGCGCUGCCACGUCGGGGCCGAAGCGGCGGGAGCGGAGCGGGCGCACGGAUCCCUUGGUGACCCGUCCCCGGUGCGAUGGCGGUGAGGACAGGCGGCGCUGCCAUCGCCGUCGUGCUGGCGCUCUGCCUGCUGCCCGCGCCCCGGGCCGCCCAAGAGGACCUCCACCAUGGCCACCAGGACCUUCACCAUGGCCACCACGCUCAUGAGGACCUCUACCACGGCCACUUGCACGAGGAUCUCCAUCACGGCCACUCGCACGAGGACCUCUACCGUGGCCAUGAAGACCUCCACCAUGGCCAUUCACACAAGGACGCCCACCAUGGCCACUCCCAUGAGGACUUUCACCAUGGCCACUCGCACAAGGACCUCUACCAUGGCCACCAAGACCUCUACCAUGGCCAUCAAGACCUCUACCAUGGCCAUGAAGACCUCCACCAUGGCCAUUCGCACAAGGACGCCCACCAUGGCCACUCCCAUGAAGACCUCCACCAUGGCCACUCCCACGAAGACCUUCCCCAUGGCCACCACGACCUCCACCAUGGCCACCACGACCUCCCCCAUGGCCACCGCGACCUUCCCCGCCCGUCUCCUUCUCCUCCGCGCACGGACACGUUGACGCUGUGGUUGCACACGCUGGCGGCCACGGCGGUGAUCAGCGCGGCGCCGUACCUCGUGCUCUUCCUCAUCCCGGUGGAAUCCAACGCUCCGCGGCAUCAGGCGCUCCUCAAGUUGCUCCUCAGCUUCGCGGCCGGAGCUCUGUUGGGUGACGCCUUCCUCCAUCUCAUCCCUCACGCUUUGGCGCCCCACGGCGAUGGGGGCCACCAGGAGGGCGGAAGUGGCCACCGGGAGGAAGGAGGAGGUCAUGGACACUCGCAUGGUGAGGAGCACGCGAGGACGUUGGCGGUGGGGACGUGGGUCCUGGCCGGGAUUGUCACCUUCCUGGCGCUGGAGAUGGCCGUGCGUCACCUCAAGGGGGGACACGGGCACAGCCACGGAGCGAAGGGCAGGAGCAGCUCGAGCGAGAGCGAGGACAAGGGGGGGCAGCGCAAGAAGGGACGGGGGACCCCCCCCGAGCCGGCGUUGGGGGUUUCGGGGGUCCUGAACGUGGUGGCGGACGCGGCGCACAACUUCACGGACGGAUUGGCGUUGGGGGCGGCGUUUGCUGCCGGACCGGCGUUGGGGACGGUGACAGCCGUGACCGUCCUCCUCCACGAACUGCCCCACGAGAUCGGGGACUUCGCCAUCUUGGUCCAGGCCGGCUGCUCCAAGCGCCAGGCCAUGCGGCUGCAGCUGGUGACGGCUCUGGGGGCGGUGGCCGGCGCUUGUUGCUCUUUGGUAGCCGAAGGGAUCGGUUCGGUAGCCACGCGGCGAGUUCUGCCCUUCACGGCCGGUGGAUUCGUUUACGUGGCCGCCGUUUCCGUGAUUCCCGAAGUCCUCCGCGACGCCGGUCCCGGCCACGCCGCUCGCCGCCUGCUGGCCCUGCUAGCCGGGCUGGCCAUGAUGGUAGCCAUCGCCCACCUGGAGUAGCCACCGAGGGACU